Quercus lobata is the source of this 5181-nucleotide messenger RNA. RefSeq names its product TMV resistance protein N-like. Gene Ontology annotation, cellular component: cytoplasm. The transcript is spliced from 7 exons. Lineage: Eukaryota; Viridiplantae; Streptophyta; Magnoliopsida; Fagales; Fagaceae. The record is from RefSeq and is a predicted model, not a curated record. Gene Ontology annotation, molecular function: ADP binding. Gene Ontology annotation, biological process: defense response. The coding region runs from base 301 to 1383 and encodes 360 amino acids.
UCAACUUGUAGACCCACGCCGUCAGUUUAGGAUAACCCCGUCUGCCCAAGUUUACUCCCGUCUGCCUAAUUACUCCUGUCAGUCUAAUUUUACUUCCGUCAGCUUCAGGAUGCCCGGUUACAUGUGUGCUCUUCCUUUACUCCCCUGUCAGCCUUGAAGACUUGCUGACGGUCUGAGGCAAAAUGUAUCAAAGUCAUUGUGAAAGAGAUAUUAAAUAAAUUGAGUAAUACAUUCUCAGCAGAUACUGUUGGACUAGUAGGAAUAAAAACCCGAGUUGAGAAAUUGAAGUCACGCUUAGCUAUGGAGUCAAAUGAUGUUCGCAUUAUGGGAAUUUGGGGGACAGGAGGAAUGGGUAAGACAACUCUUGCUAGAGUUGUUUAUGGUAUGAUUUCCAAUAAAUUUGAAGCUUGUAGUUUUAUCGCUAAUAUUAGGGAAGAAUCUAAAAAAUGUGGUUUACAUAAGAUACAACAAAUACUUUUGAGGGAACUUUUGAAUGAUAGAGAUUUGAAGGUACACAAUGAUCAUAAUGGAGUUCUCAUGAUAAAAAGUAGGUUACGUAACAAAAAGAUCCUUCUUGUUCUUGAUGAUGUAACUGAAUUAGACCAAUUGAAGAAGUUAGCUGGGGAGAAUUGUUGGUUUGGUUCAGGUAGUAGAGUUAUGAUAACAACAAGAGAUAAGCAUUUGUUGGUGUCGCAUGAAGUAAAAGAAAUAUAUGAGGCUGAAGUCUUGAAUCAUGAGGAAGCUCUUCAACUUUUUAGUUUGAAAGCUUUGAAAAUGGACCAUCCACCUGCAGAUUAUGGAAACCUAUCUCAAGCUUUUGUAAAUUAUUCUAAGGGUCUUCCUUUGGCCCUUGAAGUUUUGGGUUCUUUCUUGUUCGGAAAAAACAUUGAUGAAUGGAAAAAUGGAUUGGAUAGGCUCAAUGAAUUUCCUGAAAGAAGAAUUCUUGAUGUGCUUCAAAUAAGUUUUGAUGGACUACGAUCAACAGAAAAGGAAAUUUUCUUAAAUAUUGCAUGUUUUUUUAAUCACAUGUAUCCAGAUUUUGUCAUAAAAAGACUAGACUAUCUUGGGCUUUAUCCUAAAAUUGGAUUAAAGGUUCUCAUUGAUAAAUCUCUAGUUAAAUUGCAUAAUAAUCAAUUGUGGAUGCAUGAUUUACUACAAGAAAUGGGGCGAGAUAUAGUUCAUCAACAGUGCCCUAAUGACCCCGGGAAACGUAGUAGAUUAUGGUUGUUUGAAGAUAUUGACAAUGUGUUGACAAAAAAUACGGGAACAGAGGCAAUUCAAGGCAUGGUACUAAAGUUGCAUGAACCAAAAAAUGUAUAUUGGAAUCCUGAAGCCUUUUCAAAGAUGCAAGAUCUAAAAUUGCUUGAAAUUUGUGGUGUUUAACUUAUGCAUGGUCUCAGACAUCUUCCUAAUAGUUUAAAAAUUCUUGAUUGGAGAGGGUACCCUUCAAAAUCGUUGACAUCAAGUUUCCAAUCAAAGAGUUUUGAGAAUUUGAAAUUCAUUGAGCUAAGUGAAUCUCAAAAACUUAUUGAAGCCCCAGACAUCAUUAAAGUCCCAAAUCUUGAGAGUUUGGUUCUUGAAGGUUGUAUAAAUUUACCUAAGAUUCACCCAUCAAUUGGAAUUCAUAAAAAGCUUAUCAUUCUUAAUUUACAAGGAUGCAAGAAUCUCACAAGUCUUCCAAGCAAGUUUGAAAUGGAGUGUCUUACGGACCUUAAUCUUCAUGGUUGCUAAAAAAUAACAAGAAUUCCAGAAUUUGGGAGAAACAUGAAACAUUUACAAAGUCUUCUAUCGAGUGCUACUGCAAUUACAGCACUACCUAAGUCAAUUGAGCAUUUGACUGACCUUGUUAGUUUGAAUCUAAGUGAGAGCAAAAAUCUUGUGUGUUUACCUCAUACAAUUUUUAAUUUUAAGUUUAUUAGAUUCAUCAUUCUUGCGAGAUGCUCAAAACUAGAUAGACUGCCAGAGAACCUAGGGAAUGCCGAAAGUCUACAGCGGUUGGAUUUGAGAGGAACUGCUAUAAGAUAGGUCCCUUCUUCCAUUGGUCUCUUAAAAAAACUUAAAUGGCUAUCUAUCUGUGGAUGUAAGGGGUUAUCAUCAUCUAAUAAAUUGUGGUAUGAGGUCCUCCCGUUUUAUUCAAUGCCAACAAGUCCUCAUCCCAUGGACUUGCUAUUCUCUUCUCUAUCUCUAUCACCUGCAUCUUGUUUGACCGAAUUGGAUUUAAGUGGCUGCAAUCUCAAGGCAAUCUCCAAUGAUAUUGGUUCCUUAUUCUCUUUAUAUGGGUUGGAACUAAGUGGAAAUGAUUUUGUUUGCCUUCCGGAAAGCAUCAUUCGACUUUCGAAAUUGAAACGGAUGAGGUUGAAUAAUUGCACAAGUCUUCGAUCAUUGCCAAAGCUUCCAUUGAAUAUUGCCGAAGUUGAGGCAGAAGGUUGUAUCUCACUGGAAAUGUUAGCAGAUCCAUUAAAACAAAGUGAUUCAUUGGAGCCAUCUCUCUAUCUUCAUAAUUGCUUUAAAUUGGCUGACAAUCAAAGCUGCAUAGACUGGUUUAUCUCAGGGAUAAAAAAGUCCCUCAAGCUCUCUUCCUCUCUCCCUCUCUCAUUCCUAGAAAAGAAAUAUAACAUUGUUAUUCCCGGAAGUGAAAUUCCUGAGUGGUUUAGCCACCAAAGAGUGGGGAAUGAAGUGAAAAUAAAACUACCUUCUCAUUUGUAUAAGAAGGUGGGAAUUGCUAUUUGCGCUGCGUUUAGUACGCAUUAUGUUGUUCCAGAUCUAAUCUACUCUCUUCCCUGUUCAUUGACAGUCAAAGGAAAAACACUGCUUGCUAGUAGCUGUUCCUUAAUUGAUAAGGUUUUAUCAGAUCACCUUUGGCUAGGCUAUGUGACUCCUCAAUUCUUAGACGAGAACUUUAAUAAAUUAUUGUCGGAAGGUGAUGCGAAUGGAUUCAGUCAGAUUAGAAUUGAAUUUGAAACCUAUGACUCAAUCUGGGAGGUAAAAAAAUGCGGGUUGCGUGUGAUUUACAAGAAAGACAUAGAAGAUCUUGACCAAACAAUGGUCCAGUGUAGCAACAGCAGCAUCACUCCUUAUGGGGACUUGGAUGUUUUCCAUCAUAAUUUCAACAAUUCGGCAAUGGUAGUGGAAUGUCACAAAGUCAAGCGCAGUCAUGAUGAUUGUGACGGGGCUGGAGCCAGUGGAGAAGGAAGCUCUAAUGACAUACCAAACCCAAAAAGGAUUAAAAGGCACACAGAAACCCAUGGUAACUCUGAUUGUGAGGAGUCAAGUGAGUACAAGGAAUGUGAUGAAGAGUUAAGCGACUGUGAUGCUUAAUCAACGUUUCAGCCCAUUUCAAAUCAUGACCAAGGCCAACCACCCAUGCCCAUUUCACAUGUUCAUAUUUAUAGUAAUCAGACCCAUGCAGGCAAGCAAGUAUUUAACAAGAUUGAAAAUGGGAUAAGGUAGUAUGCUUAGAUUUGUAAACCUUGCUUUACUUGUUAUUUUUGUUUUGAUGCAUUACGCCUACAAUUAUAUACCUUUAUAGUAAAUUGAUAAUAUACCUUUAUAGACAUCCAAGUAUGUACAUAUGGUUCCAAUUUUUUUGCAUGUCAACAAAGGGGUGUCUUAUGAAACUGUUUAGGCUCUGUUAAUGUUGUGGCAGAUGUGCUAGUCAAAGAUACUUUUAGCCCAGAUGGAUGUGCAGGGUAACUAACAAUUCAAAAAACAAACAAAAGCCUAAACAGCCAAGAUAAGCAAAUCUAGACCUUUAGAGAGGGUUCAACUGCAACCGAUCCUAUUGGAGGAGAGCUGCAAGGAUAGGGGAUGGAAAUAGUGGGGAUCCAAUUUCUUUUUUUAAAAUAGAGAAUGUGCAUGUUCAUAGCUGCUUGUGAGCAGUCAAGUGAGUGAUUAGUGACCUGAGAUUUUUUCAUUGGAAGGAAUUUUGCGAUGUGACCCAGAAGGUUAAUCAACUUUUUUCUCUCUAUCACCAAUCGUGACCAGGGCAAAACUGUUCAUGCUCAUUUCACAGGAUAAAACAAAGCAGAAGACUUAUCUCCAUGGGUAACUUAGCUUGGUUACCCUAUCAAAGUGACUCAACUAGAAUUAGAAUCAAAGGAUAACAGAAGUUAAACCUGAGCGUACGACAAACUUAGCCAUAAAUUACUAACCUAAUUCUCUGGUGCAUAUUCAAUUCGGCAAGCAACUGUGCAGAAAAGGUUGAAAAAUACAGAAGGUAUCCUGCUUUGAUUGGACCUGAAUAGAGAGCUGUACUCACCAGAAGUGGCUGCUCAAAUUUUAGCUAUCUCUAUCUCAAGCUGUGGAGUUACUGAUAAGCUGCUAUGGCCUUAUACAACACAACAUAGUGAGUGAAACCAAGUGUCUUAUGCAAUGAGGAAGACAACUUGGAUCAUUUAUUCCUGAAGCACAGUCUUGCUUGGACUGUAUAACCUCAACACAGUGAUAUUUGAGGGUGCAAAAAAGUGUACUUAUCAGCUAAUGCUCAGUAAAGCUUUGUUUUGUAGGUAUGCACAAGCCUAUGAUGCACAACAUGUUGAUUAGAGUAACUACUGGAGAGUACCAAGGCGAGUGUGUCCAGUCGUGGAGGGAUGGCAAGUGUUGCUGACAGUUGAGGGGCACUGGCAGAGCAGAUGCAAAUGGGGUUGUUUUGCCUAUGAAGCUAAAUCAUGGGCUGGCAGAUAAUUUUUCAGGCUGUUCCAGUAAUGCCGUAUGCAAACGAGCGGAAGCUUACUGUUUGAGAAGCAUAUUUUCCAGGUUUGUUUUGGUUAGUGGAAGAUUGGAGAACCUGUGGAAAAGAAGAAGGUUCCUUGGCAACUUGCUAUGUUGAUUGAAGAACACAAGUGCAAGGAAGUUGGAGAACAGUGGUGUACAUUUGCUAUGCAUGGGAGUCACUAAUGAGGCUAGAGCCCUGGUUACUCUUGCUUCUAACUCUUUUAUGAACAUUUUUUGGGCUUGUAACUCUAUCACUGGAGAGUUAACUUUAGCAGUCUAGAUAAUAUAUAGCCAAUUUGUUUCAAUAGUGGGACUUUAGAGUUACUUUCAGCAAAAUUGUUCAUGUUUAGUUGAUAUUCAUCACAUGUUAAUAGAUAGUCAAAAUUGCCAAUGAGCUGGGUAGCUCAAAUUGUAUUUUCGUCCCUCCAAAUUAUGUACCAAAAAGUAAUCAUGAGGCUCAAAGGUAAU